AUGCAAUCGACCAACCCUUCAAGUCCUCUAAAACCGUCUACCUCUACUCCAAGUAAAUCCAUCGGACCCUAUCGCACUAUUAUUACUACCUAUGCUCCAUUUACCACUCUUCGAAAGAAUUCCAAGGCCGAAGAUUCUCCCAUCAAAAAGGUGAAGCCCUUCCAUGACGAUAAAUUGAUUAAAUCCACUAAAUUAAUUAAGCCCAAUCGAGAAUUGAGUAAAAGCUACUCUAAAAGUUCUGAUAAAAUUAUCGUUAAGGAUGUUAAAGAUGAAUCCUAAUAUAUAGGUUCUUAUAAUGGAAAAGUGAGAGAAGGAUUCGGCAAAUUGUUUAAUGCAUAAGGCAUCUUGGUGUAUGAGGGAUAAUGGUUUAAUGAUCAAUAGCAUGGCAAUGGAAUUCUGUAUAAUCAUGACGUAAAUGCUUAAUUCACCAAAUAUGUUGGACAAUUCUAAUUUGGAUAUAAAUAUGGAGCUGCCAUUGAGUAUUACAGAGACGGUUCUAUGUAUGUCGGUAAUUUUGAAUCCAAUUGUCGAAACGGAAUGGGAUAACUAACCAAAAAAAAUGGAGAAAAGCUUAAUGGAUUAUGGUUAAAGGGUAUAUUGAUUUCUAGAAUAUGA
Paramecium tetraurelia is the source of this 615-nucleotide messenger RNA. RefSeq lists its product as uncharacterized. The record is from RefSeq and is a predicted model, not a curated record. Lineage: Eukaryota; Ciliophora; Oligohymenophorea; Peniculida; Parameciidae. The transcript has 3 exons.